Molecule: messenger RNA, 1823 nt
Organism: Neocloeon triangulifer
Lineage: Eukaryota; Metazoa; Arthropoda; Insecta; Ephemeroptera; Baetidae
Gene: Csk
Product: tyrosine-protein kinase CSK
Exons: 10
Coding region: 333-1646 (437 amino acids)
Biological process (GO): protein phosphorylation
Molecular function (GO): protein tyrosine kinase activity; ATP binding
Source: RefSeq, a predicted model, not a curated record
GAUGGAGGUCAAACUCGCAAAGGUGAAGCGCAAGAUUUUUAUCUUGAAAAAUUUCCGUGCACAGCGCGAUUUUAUGUAGAAGGAAAAACGGAAGGAAGAAAGAAAGUUGGAGGCGUGUGUUUGUGCUUUUUAAUAGUGCUUUUUGUGCCACUCAAAUUGAGGGAAUCUUCCCAGCCGAUUGUCAUCUUUCCUCUUUCAAGGCGAGCGACGUGCGGGACGUCAACAUGGGAAAGCUUUCACUGAAAAUUCUGGUUUCGUCUGUCAGCGCCGACCACACAGUUGAAAUGUGAAUCGCACGCCAGUCCCCAGUCGCCAACCCUCCUCGAGCAGUAAUGAGCCAAAACUUGCACAACACGACUUUGACGCAGAGAUUGCCUGUAAUCGCAAAUCCUCUGCUCAAUGACGGGGGCUGGUACCCACCACAUAGCAAGCAGACAGCGCCGCCCCCUCCAGCCCCCUGCAACAUGGACAACAACAAAUACGUGCCGCCGGCUGCCCCCCGGAGGCAAGAAGUCAAGCUGCAUGCCAUGCCGUGGUUUCACGGCAAGAUAUCCCGAGAACAGGCAGAACAGCUGUUGAUGCCUCGAGAGGACGGCCUCUUCCUAGUUCGCGAGUCGACAAACUACCCUGGCGACUACACCCUCUGCGUCUGCUUCCAGGGCAAGGUGGAGCACUACAGGGUCAAGUACAAAGACCAGCAACUAACCAUCGACGAUGAAGAAUUCUUCGAAACCCUCGGACAGUUAGUUGAGCACUAUGAACAAGAUGCUGACGGACUCUGCACGCAGUUGAUAAAAAGCCUACCCAAAGCUGGCAAACAGGAAUAUUGUGUUGACACCAAGGCGUUUGUGGAGGCUGGCUGGGUGAUCCAAGACCAUGAACUUGAUAUUCGAGAGUCUAUUGGAAAAGGAGAAUUUGGUGACGUGAUGCUGGGAAUUCUGCGCGGAGAGAAGGUGGCUGUGAAAAGACUAAAAGACGGCAGCGAAGCCGCACAGAAGUUCCUCGCAGAGGCAUCUCUCAUGACCUCGCUGAGGCACGAGAAUCUGGUGCAGAUGCUUGGCUUGGUGGUUAACAACAAGCACAUCUGUCUCGUCACCGAAUUCAUGAGCAAGGGCAGUCUGGUCGACUACUUGAGAUCCCGAGGCAGGCAACAUGUCACCAAGAAGGAUCAGAUUCACUUUGCAUAUGACACUUGCUCUGGCAUGGAGUACUUAGAGUCUAGAAAGGUCAUCCAUCGAGAUUUAGCUGCGAGAAACGUUCUCAUUUCUGAGGAAGGUCUGGCAAAAGUUUCUGACUUUGGCUUGGCCAGGGAUGAGAACGUCUCUGCAGAGGGUGGCAAACUUCCCAUCAAAUGGACAGCACCUGAGGCUUUGAAACAUGGGAAAUUUUCCAAUAAAUCCGACAUGUGGAGUUUUGGAAUUUUGCUCUGGGAAAUUUACUCAUUUGGACGAGUGCCUUAUCCGCGAAUACCUCUUGCUGACGUGGUAAAACAUGUUGAAAAAGGCUACAAAAUGGAAGCCCCUGAAGGAUGCCCACCCGAAGUUUAUCAGAUCAUGAGAGAGGCAUGGAAUCUGAAUGCAGAGAAUAGACCGAGUUUCAAAGAAGUUAAGUUAAAAUUGCAACAGCUGCAAAAUCAGACAAUUUAGAGUUUGCAAGUGGACAAUGGAACAAACUUAUUUAGUGAAAUUGUCUUCUGUGACGGACAUUGCGUACCUAAAUAUUACCUAUUUAUAACAACAAGUCGUAUAGACUCCCCACUGUAUUUUCUUAUCUAAAUAUGUAGUUAUAUUGUUAAGUUUGUCCACGUCUAACUUAUUGUUUGC